Juglans regia (Persian walnut) is the source of this 345-nucleotide messenger RNA. RefSeq names its product actin-depolymerizing factor 5-like. The record is from RefSeq and is a predicted model, not a curated record. NCBI's taxonomy places the organism in Eukaryota, Viridiplantae, Streptophyta, Magnoliopsida, Fagales, Juglandaceae. Bases 1 to 345 code for a protein of 114 amino acids. The transcript has 2 exons.
AUGGGUGUUUGCGAAACCGGCCUUAAGGUGGUCAACUGUUGGCGGCGGAUGCUAGUGGCGGAUGCUGGUGGUAGUGCUUUGGUUGGCGACGCACGCGAUGUAUAUGAGCCUCUUCAAGUCAAUUCUGCAGUGUUACACGGCUUAAUCCUGUUUGGUUUCCCUCCCCGCGACAGUUCUUCCUCUGCCAGCCUUCAUUGCCACCCUCUGGGAUCUUCAACGAGAAAGCUACGACCGACCGACGAGAACCCAUCCAUCAGACGAGAGCUGGAUGGUGUCCAUUAUGGGAUUCAGGCCACUGACCCCAUGGAGAUUGGUCUUGAAGUGCUUAGAGACCGUGGACACUGA